UUUAGAAAAAAAAGAAACAACCAAGCACCGAGUUUCAAGAUGGCGGCUUCUAAAGGAGCGAAUACGUACAAUCGUCAAAAUUGGGAAGAGUCUGAUUUCCCAAUUUUAUGCCAGACAUGUCUUGGAGACAACCCAUACAUACGAAUGAUGAAGGAGAAGUAUGGAAAGGAGUGUAAAAUCUGUGCACGUCCUUUCACAGUAUUCAGAUGGUGUCCUGGUGCACGUAUGAGGUUCAAGAAGACAGAAGUUUGUCAAACAUGUUCAAAGAUCAAGAAUGUCUGUCAAACAUGUCUCUUAGAUCUGGAAUAUGGCUUACCUGUACAGGUGAGGGAUGCAGCGUUGAAGAUCCAGGACAACAUGCCAAAGUCUGAUGUAAACAAAGAAUUCUACACACAGAACAUGGAGAAUGAGAUUGCCAAUAGCGAUGGCACUGUUGCACCAGGACAGUUAGGGAAAGCCCAGACACCUAGUGACAUGUUACUGAAACUGGCACGCACAACACCAUACUACAAACGGAAUAGACCCCACAUCUGCUCCUUCUGGGUUAAAGGGGAGUGUAAGAGAGGAGAGGAGUGUCCCUACAGACAUGACAAACCAACAGAUCCUGAUGACCCUUUGGCAGAUCAAAACAUCAAGGACAGAUUUUACGGGAUGAAUGACCCAGUGGCAGACAAACUGAUGAACCGCUACAGUAAUAUGCCAAAGUUAGAUGCCCCAGAGGACAAAUCAAUCACUACACUGUAUGUUGGGAAUCUCGGGGACAAAAUAGGAGAAACUGAACUCAGAGACCACUUCUACCAGUUUGGAGAAAUCCGAUCGAUUAACAUCGCCAGUAAGCAGCAGUGUGCGUUUGUACAGUUUACAACACGACAGGCAGCUGAGAAUGCCACAGAGAAGUCUUUUAAUAAAUUGAUCAUGGGUGGGAGACGUCUUAACAUCAAGUGGGGUAAAUCUCAAGCCCAGCUUGGUGUCACAAAGAAAGAUGGAGAGGAUUCAGAAAAAGCUCUUGAGCCAGUUCCUGGUCUUCCAGGGGCCUUGCCUCCACCACCGGAAGAAAUUGCAAAUAAUUUCUUCAAUCUACCCAAUGCCCCCAACCACCACCUUCCCAUGCCACCUGGUCCCCCAAGAGGAAUGCCACCUCGUCUAAUUCCCCCAGGUGCUCACAUGAUGCCAUUUGGAAUGUUCAGAGGACCUCCUCCUCCAGGUGUGAGGUUACCUCCCCCUCCCCCAGGGAUGAUGCCUAUGCGCCCGCCCCCCAGGGUGAUGAUGGGCACCAACAUGCCAGUUCAUUACCCCUCGCAAGACCCAACAAGGAUGGGUGCAGUCGCCACAAGUAGCAAGUCAUAAUUGUGUCAGAUCAUCAUUCCCGGUGUUCUCUUAACGUCAUUGUAAUACUGUGAAAUACAUGGAAUGGAAUACAGUUUGAUGGACAAAGUGGUGAGGGGUACUGGUCUGCAAUAAAGUUCCGAGUAUAUCAUUGGUGACAUUAUUUGUCAGUUAUUUCAUUGGAGACAUCUUGUCACUUGGGACUCUGCCAUUGGAACACAGGAUGUAGAGCAUUUGGUAUAACACCAACAGAAACAAAAUAUGUCAAAAAGGAUGCAAGAGGCAUAGCCUUUCAGCAAUGGCACACUUUUUGACAGGGGACACAAUUGGCAGGGAGGUGGGGGGGUGUCAGUGGGGACACAAUAUGUCAUUUAUGUAGCAACGCGAAGAAUAGUUUACAGGAAUACAACUGGCUCGAGGAACAAUGGCGAGUACAGAGUACAAUGGAUCUAAAUAGAAGUUUUUAGAUGUUACUAAAAAUGGAAACAAAUGCAAGUUAUAUAAAUAUUGAUACCACAAGAGGGAGAGUCUGGGUGAAGUAUGUAGAUACAUAUAUAAUACAUUACUUAUGACAUACAAAAUAAACAGUGGUAGGAAAUUUAUAUAGGUGUUGCUACCUAUUCUUGGUGACAGGAUUCCACUUGAAACACACUUUGCCACUUCCUUUGGUCUUUUAAUGAAUUUUACACAAACCAUCUGUUUUACAUUUGGUUUUUUAAAAUAAUAUUUAAGGAAAUACUUGGGUCUUUCAAUGUUUCUCAUGUGCAGAUUGCUAUUUUACCUUCAUCUAGAUACAUUUGUAUAAUCUUUAUGUAAUUUAGUAACUGAGAGAUCUGAUGUAAAAUGAUAUCACAGUUGUGUUUUGCAUGAAAAUUGUAAAUCUUUCAGUGGAAUGUAUAAACAAUAAUAAGCUUACGACUUUCUUGUGAAACAUUGUUGUACAGAAAAAUAAAUAUUUGUAGGAAAAUAAUGAGAGAUUGUGCAUUGAAUCUUGAAGAGUGGAAUGAUGUCGGUAUAAAACAUGUAGGGUUGGAUUCGUGACUGGUCAAGUCUUACAUUGUGAAUGAUUUGUGUGAAUGAAUAAAGAGAAAAAGAGCUCAA
Molecule: messenger RNA, 2427 nt
Organism: Pecten maximus
Lineage: Eukaryota; Metazoa; Mollusca; Bivalvia; Pectinida; Pectinidae
Product: pre-mRNA-splicing factor RBM22-like
Exons: 9
Coding region: 40-1347 (435 amino acids)
Cellular component (GO): Prp19 complex; U2-type catalytic step 1 spliceosome; U2-type catalytic step 2 spliceosome
Molecular function (GO): pre-mRNA binding; metal ion binding; U6 snRNA binding
Source: RefSeq, a predicted model, not a curated record